AUGGAAAUUGAGGUGUUUGUAUUUGGAAUGGUAGUGGAAAUAAUAGGCAUUACACCUUUGAUCACAAACCCACCAGUUGCGAUCCCGCCUUCUCCUAUUUUUUCACCUAUCAUUGGCGAUCCUUCUAGCAGAACAGGUGGUGGUGGCGGUGAAGGAGGAGGUGGUCAAAUCCCAGGUCUUAACCCUCCAACUACUCAACCAACUUGUCCUGUAAAUGCGCUUAAGCUUGGGCUUUGUGUGGAUGUGCUUGCUGUCUUGGUGCAUGUAGGGUUAGGGAACUCAGUUGAAAAUUUGCGCUGCCCAGUGCUAAAAGGAUUGCUAGAGGUUGAAGCAGCGAGUUGUCUUUGCACAACUAUAAGGCUUAAGCUUCUUGCCCUCCAGGUCAUGAUUACUUGUGGAAUAACUCCUCCUUCUGGUUUCGUAUGCCCUCCUCUUUAA
Messenger RNA from Mangifera indica (mango), 438 nucleotides. RefSeq names its product 36.4 kDa proline-rich protein-like. The record is from RefSeq and is a predicted model, not a curated record. The transcript has 2 exons. NCBI's taxonomy places the organism in Eukaryota, Viridiplantae, Streptophyta, Magnoliopsida, Sapindales, Anacardiaceae. The coding region runs from base 1 to 438 and encodes 145 amino acids.